Thlaspi arvense is the source of this 2157-nucleotide messenger RNA. The record is from the annotation of a GenBank genome assembly. Lineage: Eukaryota; Viridiplantae; Streptophyta; Magnoliopsida; Brassicales; Brassicaceae.
AUGCCUGCCUUAGCUUAUGUCGAUACUCCCUUUGUGCCUACGGGCUACGCUUUCUCCGGUGAUGGCUCUCUUCCCACCGCCGGCGACGUGUUCAUGCCGGCGUCACCAACUUCCGCUGCCGCCGUCGUUGACAGCUCCUGCCGCUGGUCUUCGUCUCGCUCCUCUUCUCUCUAUCGGAUCGACGGAUGGGGAGCUCCUUAUUUCAUCGCCAAUUCGUCCGGUAACAUCUCUGUUCGUCCACAUGGGUCCGAAACUUUGCCUCACCAGGAGAUCGAUCUGCUGAAAAUCGUUAAGAAGGUGACGGAUCCGAAAUCCUCCGGUGGUCUGGGAUUGCAGCUCCCGCUCAUCGUCCGGUUCCCUGAUGUAUUGAAGAACAGGCUCGAGUGCCUCCAGUCUGCGUUUGAUUUCGCGAUUCAGAGUCAGGGAUACAAUUCCCAUUACCAAGGUGUUUACCCGGUGAAAUGCAACCAGGAUCGCUUCGUUGUCGAGGACAUCGUCAAAUUCGGAUCUCCUUUCCGAUUUGGAUUGGAAGCUGGCUCUAAACCGGAGAUCCUCCUCGCCAUGAGCUGCUUGUGCAAAGGUAACCCCGAUGCAUUUCUCGUCUGUAAUGGCUUUAAAGACGCCGAGUACAUUUCAUUGGCUCUGCUUGGGAGAAAACUGGCGUUGAACACCAUGAUUGUGCUCGAGCAAGAAGAAGAGCUUGAUCUGGUGAUCGAUCUUAGCCAGAAGAUGAACGUGAGGCCCGUGAUUGGGUUACGUGCCAAGCUGAGAACCAAACACGCUGGACAUUUCGGUUCAACUUCAGGUGAGAAGGGCAAAUUCGGAUUGACCACUACACAGAUUGUUCGUGUCGUGAGGAAGCUGAGCCAAUCUGGUAUGCUCGACUGUCUCCAGCUCCUGCAUUUUCACAUUGGGUCACAGAUUCCAUCGACGGCGUUGCUCUCUGGCGGUGUCGCCGAGGCUGCUCAGCUUUACUGCGAACUCGUGCGUCUCGGUGCUCAUAUGAAAGUUAUCGAUAUCGGUGGUGGUUUGGGGAUUGACUACGACGGGUCUAAAUCUGGAGAAUCGGAUCUAUCUGUUGCCUAUACUCUCGAGGAGUAUGCUCAAGCUGUCGUAGCUUCCGUCCGGUUUGUAUGUGACCGGAGAUCAGUGAAACAUCCGGUGAUAUGCAGUGAAAGCGGAAGAGCAAUAGUCUCUCAUCAUUCCGUGCUCAUCUUCGAAGCUGUUUCGGCGGUUAAGCCAAUGGCUCAUCAUGCGAACCCGGAUGAUAUUCAGUUUCUCCUCGAUGGCGAGGAAGCUCGAGCUAAGUACGAGGAUCUAUACGCGGCUGUGAUGCGUGGAGACCACGAAAGCUGCCUCCUUUAUGUCGACCAGCUGAAGCAGGGAUGUGUCGAAGGCUUCAAAGAUGGUGUUUUGAGCAUCGAGCAGUUAGCUUCCGUUGAUGGGUUAUGCGAGUGGGUGUUGAAUGCAAUAGGCGCAGCGGAUCCGGUUCAAACAUACAAUAUCAAUUUAUCCGUCUUCACUUCGAUUCCUGAUCUCUGGGGGAUUGAUCAGCUUUUUCCUAUAGUUCCUAUCCAUAAGCUUGACCAAAGGCCAGGGGCUCGAGGGAUCUUGUCGGACCUAACGUGCGACAGCGACGGGAAGAUUGACAAGUUCAUAGGCGGCGAGACCAGCUUGCCGUUGCACGAGCUGGACAACAACGGCGGUGGUGGAGGAAGGUACUUUUUGGGUAUGUUCCUUGGAGGGGCUUACGAGGAGGCGCUUGGUGGAGUCCACAAUCUGUUUGGUGGGCCAAGCGUUGUCCGCGUCUCGCAGAGCGAUGGACCACACAGCUUUGCGGUGACCCGAGCGGUGCCUGGCCAGUCCUCUGCGGAUGUCCUCCGAGCAGUGCAGCAUGAGCCCGAGCUAAUGUUUCAGACGCUAAAGCACCGAGCGGAGGAGGUGAUGCAGACCAAAGGCGGUAGCGAUGAAGGCGAAGAAGAAGAAGACGACGAUGAGUUCAACAAUGUCGCGGCCUGUCUCGAUCGUUCAUUCCACAACAUGCCGUAUCUGGCGACGGAGCCGGCAUCUCCUUGCAACUCUCUUUCAGCUGCGAUCAGUAACCUCGGCUUUUACUACUGCGACGAAGAUGGUGGCUUCGAUUACCUCUCUGCUUAA